Molecule: messenger RNA, 930 nt
Organism: Halichondria panicea
Lineage: Eukaryota; Metazoa; Porifera; Demospongiae; Suberitida; Halichondriidae
Product: E3 ubiquitin-protein ligase MARCHF5-like
Exons: 4
Coding region: 150-806 (218 amino acids)
Biological process (GO): regulation of mitochondrial fission; protein polyubiquitination
Cellular component (GO): mitochondrial outer membrane
Molecular function (GO): ubiquitin protein ligase activity
Source: RefSeq, a predicted model, not a curated record
UUUUUAGCUAUCUGAUUUUCUAAUUGAAGUGCAUCACAGUUGUCAAUAAUUAAUUAUUAGCUCACUGUUCUGGGUUUACUUGUCUCGAAGAGAUACUAAACGAUGGUAUACAGAAGAAGAAAGGAUCAAGCCUGAAAGAUACACAAUUGAUGUCGAGCCAACAAGAAAUGAGUGUUGCAGUCAUCCUCGACCCUGUAGACAGAUUAAUCACCAGAGUGUCACCGUUUGCUUUAAGUGUCUUGGGAGCAUCAUGUGCUUACUAUGUAGCUUUCUCGUAUGGUGUUGGGGUGGUUGUGCUGGUACUGGGUAAGGAACAGUCGACAAACUUCUUUGGAAAUGCGGCAGAAAAUCCACUGAAGAUUGUGAUUGGCUUACCCAUGAUACCUGUGGCAUUGAUCACACUGGAAGCUCUGGAUGUUGAAGGAAGAUUGCUCUACUUUUGGAGAGAGAAGGUGUCUUCUAAGCUGAGCUAUGUCCCACUGCUGGGUGGCUACAUUGACUGGAUAUGGCCCACUCCAUGUAGGGAGCCGCUUCAAUCCUCACAAGAUGGCCUAGGGGGGAGCAUGGAUUAUUUGGCCAGAAGCAUGAGUGCUGGGCUUUUGCUACCCUUCGCUGCUUAUCUGGUCGGAUUCUGUUUUAGAUCUGUUACCAAAAGCAACACAAAGAGAAUUAUUUUGGGAGGCUUGCUCUACUACUCAAUGAAGGCUAUUGUGAAGUUGUAUCUCAGACAGGAAGAGUACAGAAGACAAGGUUUCAGAAGGGUUCUGAACUAUAAUCACAUUACACGAAACACACUUGCAGAAUAGGUUUUCAAUUCAAAUAUUGCUAUAGCUAGCAUUGUAGUCACUAACUCACGAUUGUCCUUUACCACAAUUCAUUAAUUUUAUUGUCUACACAUUAAUAAUAUUAUAAUAAUUUUUUAAGCACAGC